Triticum turgidum subsp. durum (durum wheat) is the source of this 279-nucleotide messenger RNA. The record is from the annotation of a GenBank genome assembly. Lineage: Eukaryota; Viridiplantae; Streptophyta; Magnoliopsida; Poales; Poaceae.
AUGGCGUCCAAGGCAUUCCCUGCUCUGGUCCUUCUGGCGCUCGUCUGCGGCCAGCUUGUGGUCGACGGCCAUGCCCAGCCCUACACCGGCGGCGGCCGCAUCAGGGGAGGAGGAUCUGCUCCCGGAAUGCAGCCACCGACUUACCCCACUGCCCAUGCCCACUCCUCCACCAUUGGUAAUCUACCUCUGUUGUUUCUCCGUUUGCUUGCCAUUGAUAAACCAUUUCAUUUUCCUGUCAUUUCCCUGGUUCUGACUGUUGUUUGUUUGCAUGGUCUGUGA